AUGUCAAGGACACUGGCCCUAGUUCCAGAAGUAGAAAGUCAGGAAACUUUCAUCCAAAGGAAAACCAGGGAGUCCUCUGCUACCCUCAGGAGAGCUAAAGGGCUAAAGGACCCAGAAGAUAAUCAACUGCUCUGCAUAUUCUUAAGAACAGAAAAUAUGGAGAGCCAGAAUACUUUAGGGUGUGAACAUGAGAGAUAUCUGCAAGCCAACAACAAAGAAUUCAACAGUAUUUUUGGAUAUCCGAAAAGGCAUCAAAGUGACGAUCGAGUCAACAACCGGCCUGUUCUGCUACUGGUGAAUGGCAAGAUAAAGGAGGACAAAUGGAUGAAUGUUCAAGUGGGAGAUAUAAUAAAACUAGAAAAUAAUCAGCCUGUCAUGGCAGAUAUACUAUUACUCUCUAGCAGUGAGCCAUAUAGUCUGACGUACGUAGAGACAGCAGACCUGGAUGGUGAAACCAACCUGAAAGUGAAGCAGGCCAUCUCAGUUACCAGUGACAUGGAAGAUCGCCUGGAGCUUCUGUCUACCUUUAAUGGAGAAGUGAGAUGUGAGGCUCCCAAUAACAAAUUGGACAAAUUCUCAGGAAUACUGACCUAUAAGGGGAAAAACUACUUCCUGGACCAUGACAAGCUGCUACUCUGAGGCUGCAACAUCAGGAAUACAGAUUGGUGCUAUGGCUUGGUGAUCUACACUGGGCCAGAUACCAAAUUAAUGCAGAAUAGUGGAAAGUCCACUUUUAAACGAACACAGAUAGACCAUCUCAUGAAUGUCCUUGUACUCUGGAUUUUCCUGGUUUUAGGCAUCAUGUAUUUUGUCCUAGCAGUUGGGCAUGGCAUUAGGCAGAACAAGAAAGGCUACCACUUCCAGAUUUUUCUGCCAUGGGAAAAAUAUGUCUCUUCAUCAGCUGUCUCUGCCAUCCUCAUAUUCUGAUCCUACUUCAUUAUUCUCAAUACCAUGGUGCCCAUUUCCCUCUAUGUCAGUGUUGAAAUAAUAAGAUUGGGCAACAGUUUAUAUAUGAACUGGGAUCGGAAGAUGUUUUAUGCACCAAGGAACACACCAGCACAGGCUCGUACUACCACCCUUACUGAGGAGCUUGGCCAAGUCAAAUAUGUGUUCUCUGACAAAACAGGGACUCUGACUCAGAAUAUUAUGAUUUUCAACAAAUGUUCUAUUAAUGGGAAGCUUUAUGGUGAUACUUAUGACAAGGAUGGACAGAGGGUGACGGUCUCUGAGACAGUUUAUGAGACCUGGUUUAUCACAUGCUACAAUCUGGUCUACACUUCCCUCCCUGUCCUGUGCAUGAGUCUGUUUGAUCAGGAUGUGAAUGAGACAUGGAGCCUCCAUUUCCCAGAGCUGUAUGAGCCAGGCCUGCACAACCUCUAUUUCAACAAGAAAGAAUUUGUGAAGUGUUUAAUGCAUGGGAUCUACAGUUCCUUCGUGUUGUUCUUUGUCCCCAUGGGGGCUCUUUACAAUGCAGAACGAAAUGAUGGGAAGGACAUCUCCGACUACCAGUCCUUCUCCCUGGUGGUGCAGACCUCCUUGAUCUGGGUGGUCACAAUGCAGAUCGCCCUGAGGACAACCUACUGGACAACGAUAAACCAUGUCGUCAUCUGGGGUAGCCUGGGUUUCUACUUUUGGGUGUCAUUCCUCCUGUACAGCGAUGGCUUGUGCCUAGUAUUCCCUGAUGUCUUCCAAUUCCUAGGUUUUUGACAGAAUUCAAGAGUGCAGGAGACUUCCACGGCAGUCCCCAGUCCGGACCAAACUGAAACACUCAAGCACGCGACGUUCUGCCUAUGCAUUCUCCCAUAAACAAGGCUUUGGGGCCCUCAUCACUUCCGGCAAGAUAGUGAAGCCCAGGAUGUCCAAGAGAAACACCCUUUUUUUGAAAAAGAUAGAGGCCCUAGGGAAAUUCCAAAGGAGGCAGUCAGUGCUCUUCCUCCCUCGUACUCAUGCAACUUAGGAAGAAUUAGAGUCCCUGGGAAACCAGCAUAAACCUGCUCCUUCAUUCUUACUAGGGACUAAGCCUCUUAAUUGUCCAGAAGGCUAUUCCCAGAAAGGCAAGGAGCGGUAAGGAAAGAGCCCCCAGAUAUCUGCCAGAGUUGCAGCAUUUCAAGAAAAAGAAAAAAAAAGCAACCUCAGGCCUGCCUCCCACCAUCUCUUGCAAGUUUUAAUCCAGACAAGCAUAUGUAGAGGGGGUGACAAGAGACAGUAUGGGGAAGGGAAAAGAAGAUGGAACCUAAGAAUUUUACUUUGGGCCCUAUCUCCUAUACUCAGAGCAAGCAUAAACCUUCCCAGGGCCCUACACAAACAUAUUCCCAUCGAGGCAUCACAUAAAAUAAAAUCAACCAUUUAAAAAGGUAUAAUUUAGUGACAAUUGCUUCCCAUUUAUAAGCAAGGGAUGCAUGAGUGCUACCCAUAGACUGGAUAUGGGCCAUGUCGUUAGGGUUUCUUGAUCUCGUUAGAUAAAUUAUCUGAAAUUUUGAGGAGACUUCAGCAGAAAGAAGCAGGGGAUAUGCUGUCAAAUGCCUGUGGAUUUAUACUAAGAAAGAAAGAAGGGGCAUGAGGAAAAUUUUCUUUAUCUCGAUUUUGGAGGUGGUUACAUGGGUAUGUAUUUGUCAAAAUUGAUUGACCUGUAUACUUAAAAUUUAUACAUUUUAUUUUAUGUAAACUAUAUCUCAAUAAAGUUGAGUUUUUUAAUGUCUAGAAA
This is a messenger RNA of Gorilla gorilla gorilla (western lowland gorilla), 2704 nucleotides long. Its product is annotated as phospholipid-transporting ATPase FetA-like. Gene Ontology annotation, molecular function: ATPase-coupled intramembrane lipid carrier activity. The record is from RefSeq and is a predicted model, not a curated record. Lineage: Eukaryota; Metazoa; Chordata; Mammalia; Primates; Hominidae. The transcript is spliced from 15 exons. Gene Ontology annotation, cellular component: plasma membrane; trans-Golgi network. Gene Ontology annotation, biological process: phospholipid translocation; Golgi organization.